This is a messenger RNA of Hevea brasiliensis (rubber tree), 4538 nucleotides long. Its product is annotated as putative disease resistance protein RGA1. The transcript has 4 exons. Gene Ontology annotation, biological process: defense response to other organism. Gene Ontology annotation, molecular function: ADP binding. The coding region runs from base 256 to 3741 and encodes 1161 amino acids. The record is from RefSeq and is a predicted model, not a curated record. NCBI's taxonomy places the organism in Eukaryota, Viridiplantae, Streptophyta, Magnoliopsida, Malpighiales, Euphorbiaceae.
UAUUAUUUAGAUUUUCUCCAAACCACCCUGUCCACCAUUCAAUUUGGGUGCGAGUCCAAUUCGAUUGGCAGAUUGGAGGAGAGUGAAACUCACCGAACUCUGUGUGACUAAUUUUCCAUUCUCAUUUCCUGGUUCUUUCCUUUGAAAGCUGAAGGAAAAUACGCAGACGAAGAUUAUCAAACACUGAGUGAUGGACAUUGGAGACUAGUUAAUCAAGGAUUAAUUUUUAGGGAGACAAGUUCUUUUGCCUUCAACAUGGCAGAUAUAGUUCUAUCUCCGCUUCUCCAAGUGGUUUUCGACAAAUUAAGCACCCCAUUACUCGACGAGAUUGCCAAUCGAUUUGGCCUUCGGAGGGAAGUCACCAAGCUCUGCCAUAAGUUACGGGCCAUUCGAGCAGUCCUGGAAGAUGCAGAGGAGCAGCAAUUGACCGGUAGAGCUUUCAGGAAUUGGUUGGAAGAGCUUAAACGCGUUGCUUACGAUGUGGAAGACUUUCUCGACGAGUUCUCUCCAGAAGCCAUUCAUUGUGUAAGCCGCAACGGGUUCAUUGAGCAGGUACGCAACUUGCACCCGUCCUUGGGGCAAUUCGUGAAUCAAUUGGACAUGUUUCCUAGAAUAACCCAGAUCGGGGAAACCUUAGAAUUGUUGGUUGAAGAGAGAUCUAACUUUCAUUUGAGAGAGCAAGUAGCAAGACCAAGUAACAGAAGAAGGCGGACGGGGUCUUCUGUUGUUGAAUCAGAAAUUCAUGGAAGAUUAGAGGAUAAAGAGAAGAUAGUGAAGCUUUUACUGUCUGCUGAAAAUAUGUCUCCAGGUGACAUUUCGGUCGUGUCCAUUGUUGGUUUAGGUGGUCUUGGUAAAACUACGCUUGCCCAAUUAGUUUACAAUGAUGAGAGGAUAGCGAGGCAUUUUAAUCUAAAGAUGUGGGCAUGUAUCAAUGAUGAUUUUGAUGUGGAAAGGAUUAUGAUGUCUAUCCUCGAAUCCGCCUCUAACGUUAGGGGUGACUUCACUGAAAUGGAUGCACUGCAAUUUCGGCUCCAGGAAUUAUUGAUUGGGAAGAGGUACUUGCUUGUGCUGGAUGAUGUGUGGAAUGAGGAUGAUAAUGAGUGGGAUAAACUAAGGACAUCAUUAAAAGGUGGUGUGGAGGGGAGUACAGUCAUUGUCACUACUCGGAGCGAAAAGGUUGCAUUAAUAAUGGGAACUAGUUACAUUCAUUAUUUGCAAGGUCUGUCUGAUAAGGACUGUUGGGCUUUGUUCGAGAAACGAGCUUUUGGUCGUGAUGCAGACAAGCAUAGAAGGCUGUUCCCAAUUGGUAAGCAAAUAGUGAAGAAGUGUGAAGGUGUACCUUUGGCUGCAAGGACCAUAGGAGGCCUGAUGCGCUUCAAAGGAGAUGAAAGAGAAUGGCUUCUUGUGCAGGAUAGUGAUCUCUGGGAUCUAAGUCAAAAUGAAAAUGGCAUUCUAGCUGCCCUAAAGUUGAGUUACAAUCAUUUGCCUUCCCAUUUGAAGGCAUGCUUUGCCUAUUGCUCAAUAUUUCCUCGAAAUUACAUAAUCAAGAAGGAAAAGCUAAUCCAGCUUUGGAUAGCAGCGGGCUUGAUUCAAUCACUUGAAGGAAGAAAAACACUUGAGUUUAUUGGAAAUGAGUACUUUGAUGAUUUAGUGUGGAUGUGUUUCUUCCAAGAUAUACACAGAAGUGACAAUGGCACUAUUCUUGAGUGCAAAAUGCAUGGUCUCAUUCAUGAUCUCGCACAAUCUAUUGCUGGGAAUGAAUAUUUAAGGGUGGAAAAUGACAGAAUGCUGCAAAAUUUCUCCCAAAUCCGCCACUCUUCGGUGAUCUGUAAUUUCAGCUUGCAUACAAUUCCAGAAUCUCUGUAUGAAGCAAAGAAGUUACGGACCCUCAUUUUAUUGUUGCCAAAAGGAGACCUUGGAGAGGUGCCUCCUAAUGUAUUUUCAAAUUUCAGAUAUUUGCGAGUCCUUGAUUUAAGUAGUAGUGGCAUCAAAAAGCUCAGUGCAUCAAUUUCCUCUUUCAUAUUUUUGAGGUACCUGGACAUCUCUAACACCCAUGUUAAAAACUUACCAGAAAGUGUUUGCAGCCUUCAAAAUUUACAAGUGAUGAACCUUUCUGGUUGCUAUGAUCUCAAUGAGUUGCCAAGUGGCAUGACCAGGCUAUCUAAGCUAAGGCAUUUAAUCUUAAAUGGUUGUGACAGGCUCAGCAAAAUACCAGCAUUGAUUGGAAAACUUGUAUAUCUCCGAACAUUGUCUAUGUUUAUUGUGGGAAGGGAGAUAGGCGAAAGCAUUAGUGAGCUGGAAAAUUUGAACCUUGGAGGGAAACUAACUAUUAGAUGCUUGGAGAAUGUAAUGGAGGCAGCAGAAGCAAUUGAAGCUGACUUAAUAGGGAAGAGAAACCUCCAGUCACUGGCUUUAUCUUGGGAAAAUGAUCAUGGCAUUAUGAGCAGUGCUAAUGAUGGCAGAGUAGAACAAGUGCUCAAUUAUCUCCAGCCACAUAAAUAUCUAAAGAAGUUGUCUAUAAAAGAGUACCAAGGAAUGCAUUUUCCUGGAUGGAUGGCAUUUUGUAAACUCCCAAAUCUAACCAAGCUUGUCUUGAUUAACUGCAGAAGAUGUAAAGAUCUCCCUACACUGGGUCAAAUUCCCUUCCUCAAGGUCCUUUACUUACAAGGAAUGCAUGCUGUGAAGAGUAUUGGCAGUCAGUUCUAUGGUCAAACUGAGAAAGCAUUCCCAUCAUUGGAAGAGCUAACCCUCAUGGAUUUCCCUAUUUUAGAAACCUGGUGGAGCUUUAAUAGGAGAGAAGACUUCCCCUCUCUUGCUAAAUUGAUCAUCAAUAAAUGUUAUAAGCUGAGGAACAUGCCGUAUGUCCCAUUUCUUCAACAUCUAGAACUACGCAGUUGUGAUAAUAUGGUACUAGAGUCGGCAUCAAACCUAACCUCCCUCACUAUUCUAGUCAUUGAUGAAUUUGCUGAGUUGGUUUUUUUGGAGAGCUUGCUUCAAAGCAAUACUCUUCUCAUGUCUCUAGUGAUUAGUUCCUGUCCUAAGCUUUGCUCCAUCUCCCCGAGUUUAGCAGAACUCAAAAGUCUGAAGUCAUUGGCUGUUCGUUGGUGUAAGGAGCUCCAUUCUUUGCCACAUGGAUUGCAGAAUCUCACUUCUCUAGAGUCCUUGGAGAUAGUUGAGUGCCAUAGUCUUGUCUCCUUGCCAGAAGAUAUACAAGGUCUGAGAUCUCUGCGAUCUCUGUCCAUUGAGAAUUGCAAUAACCUCACAUCUCUGCCACUUGAACUUCAAUUUCCAGCGUCACUUGAGCAUCUAACUGUCAUGUACUGUCCACAAUUGGCUGCCUUGCCUGAUGAUUUUCAACAUCCAUGUGCUCUUGGAAGUUUGUCCAUUUUAAAUCUUCCAAAGCUGUCAUCUCUUCCACAGGGCCUACAAUAUGUUACCACCUUGCAAAAUUUGGAAAUUCGUGGCUGUCCUAGUUUGAAAGCAUUGCCAGAGUGGUUAGUCAACCUUACCUUACUUCGUUCAUUGGCAUUGUCAGAAUGUCAAAAUUUAAAAUCUCUGCCUGAAGGAUUUCAGCAUUUAAGUUCCCUUCAGCAUUUGUCUAUUCAAGAAUGUUCUAUCCUGGAGGAACGGUGCAGAAGGGAUGUUGGUGAGGAUUGGCCAAAAAUAGCUCACAUAGCACAUUUCCAUAUGGGAUCACAAGAGCACAGAGAUUACAGUGCCACAAGCAGUUCAACUCAUUGAAAUUAAUUAUAUGUUUAAUCAUCAGGCCUUAGAGAAUGCAACUCUUGCUGAUUGCUUGGCUACACAAGGAGUAAGAAGAUAUUCUGCGUUCGUGGCCUGGCUCCAAUGAGGUGAAGAUUUUUGAGUGCCAAAAUCAUGGAAGAAUUUUUUUAUGGUAUAGCGUCUUCUUUCUGCAGCAGAAGCUUUCUCUGGGGUACAGGGUAUUUUAAUUAUUUUUCACAGCAGUAGCCAUUAGCAUUUGUUGGCAUCCAAUCAAUCCUCGCUACCAGUUACCAUCCACAAUACAUUAGUCCAGAAGUCAAUGAAAUUUACAAGAGGGACACAGGCGACGCUAUGUUGGGUUCCCGCCGGUGCGGCGUUUGGUGGAGAUGUUAAAAGUUUCAAUAUAUAUAUAUAUAUAUAUAUAUAUAUAUAUAUAUAUUCAAAGGUUUCAUUAUAUGUUUGAAUGGAAGAGAUGUGGAAUUUGACUGGGAAGCAUAACUCCGGCGAGAGAAUGGAUUUCAGUCCGAUUAAACAUUGUGUUCGGCGCGAGUUUUCCUUACAGCUGACGUCACGAAUGAUGGGAAAUGUUUCAUGCGGUUUAUGUACGAGGAAAAUUUUUCCUCUCGUGUAUGGAAGACAAGGAAACUUUUUCCUUCAUUAGGAAAACGUUUAUAUCGUUAAUUAGUUGCAAGAAAAACUUUUCAUCCGAUUCAAAUCACCGGAAAACGGAUGUGUUAAAAUUUCUCACCACUGUUGUAUUCAUCCCAAAGUCUAUUAUUAUUAUUCAAAAACACCUGAAUUUAUUUAAUUUUAUA